AUGGCUUUGUCGUUGAAAUUAUCUAGCCAUAUAUCCAAGAAUUUGGCGGUACUUGCCAGCUACUAUUCAACGGCAUCGGAUACCAACCUGAAGACGGUACUAGCCAGAAAAAUCCCAGAGCAUAACAAGAAGGUGGCAGAAUUUCGUAAACAGCAAGGGAAAACUGUUCUACAAAAUGUUACCGUUGAUAUGAUCUAUGGCGGAAUGCGGACACUGAAGUCGAUGGUCACUGAAACUUCAGUAUUGGAUCCGGAGGAAGGUAUUCGAUUUCGCGGUUACUCAAUACCGGAAUGCCAAAAGAUGCUUCCACACGUACCUGGUGGUGAGGAACCGUUACCAGAAGGUAUUUGGUGGUUACUUUGCACAGGGGAUGUUCCAAAUGAGAAGCAAACGGCUGCGAUAAGCAAAGAGUGGGCAACACGAAGUAAUCUUCCAGAUCACGUUGAAAAAAUGCUGGCAAAUUUUCCGUCUAAUCUUCAUCCUAUGGCACAAUUUGUUGCUGCUAUUGCGGCUUUAAGCAGUGAGAGGUCACCAAUUGGUAGCAUCGAUAUGAACAAGGAUUGGUCUGCAAACUUCUGCAAUAUGUUGGGGUAUGAGGAUCCGAUGUUUACGGAACUGAUGCGAUUGUAUUUGACCAUCCACUGUGAUCAUGAAGGAGGAAAUGUUUCGGCCCACACUUGUCACCUGGUAGCUUCUGCGCUUUCUGACCCGUACUUGUCCUUCUCAGCUUCAAUGGCUGGUCUUGCUGGACCAUUACAUGGUUUGGCUAACCAAGAAGUGUUAAUUUUCUUAACAAAAAUACGAAAACAAAUCGGCGACAAUUACACAGAGAAAGAUUUGAGCGAUUUCAUUUGGAAUUUGCUUAAAAGUGGACAGGUAGUCCCCGGUUAUGGACAUGCAGUUCUUCGUAAAACUGAUCCUCGCUACACGUGUCAACGCGAAUUUGCUCUGAAACAUCUGCCAAAUGACAAAGUUUUCAAACUUGUUUCUGAUUUAUACAAAGUAACACCGGAUAUCCUCAUCAAACAAGGCAAAGCUAAAAAUCCAUGGCCAAACGUUGAUGCUCAUUCGGGUGUACUUCUGCAAUAUUAUGGAAUGACUGAAAUGGCAUACUAUACUGUCUUAUUUGGCGUUUCUCGAGCGCUGGGUGUACUUUCACAGCUAAUUUGGUCUCGUGCAAUGGGUCUUCCAAUUGAAAGACCUAAAUCACACUCCACCGAGGGCUUGAUAGCUCUAGCAAAAAAAGCUGGAGGCCAUUGA
Messenger RNA from Enterobius vermicularis (human pinworm), 1260 nucleotides. NCBI's taxonomy places the organism in Eukaryota, Metazoa, Nematoda, Chromadorea, Rhabditida, Oxyuridae. The record is from the annotation of a GenBank genome assembly.